Molecule: messenger RNA, 2067 nt
Organism: Diabrotica virgifera virgifera (western corn rootworm)
Lineage: Eukaryota; Metazoa; Arthropoda; Insecta; Coleoptera; Chrysomelidae
Product: WD repeat-containing protein 43
Exons: 8
Coding region: 60-1943 (627 amino acids)
Biological process (GO): maturation of SSU-rRNA from tricistronic rRNA transcript (SSU-rRNA, 5.8S rRNA, LSU-rRNA)
Cellular component (GO): nucleolus
Molecular function (GO): protein binding
Source: RefSeq, a predicted model, not a curated record
GACGUCACUUUAUUUGAGGUUUAUUUGAGGUUAGAACAUGUGUUAAUGGCGCUUUUGAGAUGGCUUCCCAAUUCAGUGAAGACGGAAAAUAUUUUGCCCAUUUAUCCACGGAUGGUAAAUUAAAAAUAUGGGACACAUUGUCCAAUACCUUCGAACAGGAAUUUACUCCCGACUUUCAUUUGACUUCACCAUGUACAUGUUUACAUUUCAUUCAAAACGAUUCUGUAAAAUACAAGGGUGGUUCGCCAAAAAAGAAAAAACGAAGAGAUUCCGAGUCAGUUGUUAGUCCAAAAAUAGUCUUAGGAACAACUUCUGGUGUUUUGCUGUUAUAUUCAAUCACAAAUGCUGGCUUAGAAAAUUCAUUCAAUAGUGACACAAAUCAAGCAAUUAACUGCUUAUCCACCGUUGACCAUAACAUCAUAUAUUCAGGUUUAGAACAGAAUGUUGUUAUCUGGAAUUUAGAAAAACAAAAAGUUAUCAACAAAUGGAAGGUUGGAAAUGAAAAAGUAACAGCAAUAUUGGCAAUACCAGAAAGCAGUCAAUUAUUAACAGCUUCAAGAAACAUUAAAUUGUGGGACCUAGAAGUAAAAGAAGUACUUAGGACAUUUACUGGUCAUAAGUCAGAAGUGAUGUUUCUCUAUUAUGUGAAUCCUUAUUCAAGAGACGGGUCAUAUUUUAUGUCAGGCUCUAAGGGAGACAGAACCCUUAGUUGUUGGAGUUUGAACACCAAUGUCUCAGAGAAAAAUGCAGUUGCUAAUUUCCUUAUGGAGGAUAUUGUUCUUAAUGUUUCUAUAAAUGUUGAGGAUGAUGGAACUACACAAAUGGCUGCUACUGUUAGAAGUGGAGUGGUGCACUUUUAUAGGCAUACAUUAAAUGGCAAAUCUGGUAAGCCAAUAAAGCCCAAAACAACAAUUCAAGUAGUUUCAGAUACUGGUCAAUCUGAAGAAGAAGUAGUUAAUCCUAUUAGAAUUGUUGGUGCCUUUCAUAGAGAUAGUGAAACAUUAUGUAUAGGACAUGGUACAGAUGUGCUACUUACUUUCGAGAAUAUUGUACCAAAUACGUCGAGGAAACUCCAUUGCCUCAUACGGCAGGAUCCUCAGAAGCUCAAGUCACAGAAAAACCUACAAAGCACCAAAACGAUAACACCAGUUGUAAAUGAUUCUGUCCAAUACCUAACACCAGAAACCUCUGUAAUAUCCUCAACGAAAAGGAAAAAUGAUGGCACUUUAGAAGUACCCAUGGAAAAACGGUUAGAAAACCUUAGUUUGGGUAAAGCUGAGGGAGGAAAAGUGCCCAAAGCUGAUAAUGUUGCGCAACUGCUGAUACAGGGGCUACAUAGUAAAGAUAAGAAGAUAUUGAGGACUGUUUUGUAUCAAAAAAAUGAAGAGGUGGUAAGGAAUACUGUCAAGAGGCUACCUGUAACGGCGUUUGUGCCGUUAUUGCAGGAGCUCGCCAGUUACAUCCAAGGAAAAACUUUAUCGAGUCAAAUGGGUUCAAUGUGGAUGAAAUACAUACUUCAAAUGCAUGCCGGAAUCCUAAUGUCGAACCCUCAACUUCCUGAUCUAUUAAGUGCUACAUUGGGAAGUAUACAAAGCCGACUGGGUCUCCUCACUCCUCUGAACAGGUUAAAAGGGAGAUUAGAUUUGCUAAUACCUCAAGUUAGUAGCAGUUUUCAACAGCAUAGUACUGAAAAUGAACAAGCUUUACUUGUAUAUAAUGAUAGGGAUACCAGUGAUUCGGAGGACGAAGAACUUCAAGUUGACGCCCAGUCAGAAAGUGGGAGUGAAUGGGAGGAAGAGAGUAACCCUGAACUUAUUACAGAAAACAACAUAGGUUCGGAUGUAGAAGAAAACGGUGACGGAAAGGAGGAAGAAGAUGAUGGUGGUGAGGAGGAAGAGGAUAGUGGCGAGGAGGAAAAUGAUGAUGAACCGAUGUCGUCGUAACUUUAUUUUUUCGUCUUUGUUAUGUAUAUUACGAAAAAUGAUGCAUUAUCAUUAAUUUUAAUGUUUGACAAUAUUUUGUUAAAUAGUUAAGAAGAGAAAUAUAUUUACAAAACAUUUUUGUAUA